Molecule: messenger RNA, 2783 nt
Organism: Gavialis gangeticus (Gharial)
Lineage: Eukaryota; Metazoa; Chordata; Crocodylia; Gavialidae
Gene: XRRA1
Product: X-ray radiation resistance associated 1
Exons: 18
Coding region: 80-2548 (822 amino acids)
Cellular component (GO): nucleus
Molecular function (GO): protein binding
Source: RefSeq, a predicted model, not a curated record
CCUCGCGGGGCAUGCCGGGAGCCGGCGUUCGGAGCGCGGCGGUUGCCAUGGAGACGGCGCGAGCGCAGAUGACUACAAGAUGAUGGCAACAGGACUAUGCAAAUUGGACAAUGGAAGCAGUUACGCAACCAACUGCUUCCCUGCCAGGAGCAUCUUGCGGACAAACAAAGAAGGGGCUGGUCACUGGCUGGUGGCACAUAAAUCUAGUCAGGAGAAAAGAGUGGUAAAAGUGGCUUCACUGUAUAUAUCAGCACUCCAACCCUGUAUAGCUGUAGAAGAGGUCACUGAGGAGAACGUCCUGGAUGGGCCAUUUCUGAUGAAGCUUCAUGGUGUGAAGACACCUUCAGAUCUGUGUUCUGUGAAUAUAAGCAACAAAAACCUGGCAUUGGUCAAAGAUGAUGACUUUGAGCAGUUUGACUCCGUUGCUUAUGUCAACGCUACAGAAAAUCUCUUGACGUUAGAGGCAUUCCGUAAAUUUCCAGGAUUACGGGAGCUGGAACUUUCCUUGAACGGACUGAGGCAUCUGAAAAUCCAGGCUGGGGAAUUUCUGACCUUGGAGUUACUGGACCUGUCUUACAAUAAUUUGUCUCCUGAGGAUGUUCGAGCAUUGGGAGUUUUGUCUCAACUCAAGGUUCUUCACCUGACAGCCAACGGACUUCAAUCUCUCCCUUCCGACUUGGUAGUCUCAGAGGAGGGUGGUUCUACUCCACCAAGGUUCCCUUCUCUAGAAAUCUUGUUGCUGGAUGACAAUGAUCUUUCUCACCCGAGUGUCUUUGUGAGCCUGGCUAAUCUUCGCAGCCUGAAGCAGCUGAAUCUGGACAAGAACGGGAUUUCGAAGGUCCCGUACCUGCAUCAGAAGGGGAAUUCCCGGUUCUCCCUCUCCCCUGACGUGGCCAAGAUGGGUACCAGAGCAGAGGCAGAGAGCAGGCUCCGGCAGUGGCACAAGCAGAGACAGCGAGGUGGGGCAGAUGGACACAAGGAGCCGAAGGAGAAGGGAGGACAACUGGAAUACUUUAUCUUACAGAACAGCAAGGAUCUAGACAGGACAGAGGUUAUCUUCACUUCAGCCUCUCGAGAGCCACCAUCUCUGGAUGUUUCCGAGAAAGGGAACGACCAGUCAUGCCCUGCUGACUCUGAGGCUCUUCCAGCAGCUUCCGUGAACACAAUGAACCAAGACUUUGUGCCGCCCUUUCCAGAACUGAGGUCUCUCAGCCUGGCCAACAACAAGAUUGAGAGCGAGGAGGAUCUGCUUCCCGCCGUUCUCUUUCCAUCUCUGCUGGAGUUGAGCUUCUACGGGAACCCCCUCAGCACUUCCAGGAGCGGUGAUCCACCUCUGCUGACCAGUUUCCUGCAGUGCAAACUGGGGAUAAAACUGAUCAGGAGAAAGAUUUCCAAACUUGGGAAGCUGCACAUCUGUAUUCCCCUCAAGGCCAACAGAAAGAUAACAUCUCACCUCCCAAAGGUGCCAAAGCAGCUGCUGAUGCUAGAAGCCCCACAAGAAUCCUCCUGGAAACUGUGCUUGGAUACCAAGGGAGCACAACCAGAGAAGUCCAAAGAAGGAUCACAUAAUCUGAGCCUGCCUGACCUACUUCCACCAAUUGGAUCAUCUUCUGUGGAGCAGAACAAGAUGCUUCCCUAUGAAGCCAAACUGGAGGAGCCUGAAGAAGGUUCCCCCAGCCUGAGCCUGGCAGAGGAGGACUCCAUGAUCAGAUCGUCUUUUGCAGAGGAGAAUGAGGCAUCCCACAGUGCCGAAACCCUUGGUAGCAACCGGGAGAUGCCAGAGACAGAGGACUGGGACUCUGAGGUUGGACCUGAAGGAGCUGAAGAGGAUGUUGAGUCAUUUUUCAUGACUCAGGUGGAUGGUGCAUCUGGUCCUCUUUGGCGACCUGAAACAGAGGAAAGACAUGCAAAGAGGAGCAAGCAGGGGAAAGGGAGCAGAGACCAGCACAUUCCAGCGAAAUACAAAGGUUACGAAGAACUGCUCGAUGCCAAAACUGACCCUGGUUUCCUUGAACCAGUCGGAAUCCAGCAGAACAUCCAGGCUCUGCAGCAUGCUCUCAGGCACCCCCUUGUGUACCGUGACUCGAGGCCAAGGCUGGACAGCCUGCAGAAACCCUAUGUGCCCAGGAGAAAGGUUGGGAAGCCACCUGGCCCUGCCCCUCGACGGACGAAGGCAGAGGUGCUGGAAGACCUCCUGGUGGCCAUGAGAUGGCCUGUGAACAUCACGGAAGUGCCGCUAGUGUCAGUGCUGAAGAAGAAGACGUCCAACCCGAAGGAGUACCAGGAGGCCCUGCGGCUGGUGAGGGAGUUCCAGAAGACGUACAAGGCCAUGAUCGCCAGCUCCAGCAAGACCCUUCCCAAGGAGUGCAGGAGUGUAGAAGGGUUGGGUCAGAGCCCAGGUGCAGGAGCUUUUGCCGAGAUCCAAGAAAGCAAACGGCAGCCGUGGGCUGUACCAGCAGCUAUGGCCAAGAUCCAGAGCCUCAAACAUUGUCCCCUGGUGAAGGGAAGUCCAUCUACGGGGCCAGCCAGAGUGAAGUUUGCUGCAUAGACACAUCUCUGGGAAACUGGAGCUUCUCUCUGUUUGCAUUGCUGGAAGAUGACAAGUGAGUUUUAGAACCAGUCUAUUGCAGCGGUUUGGAAACGCGGGGCGGCAAAAAGACAUGCACAACUCGGCCAGUCUUAGAUGGUGACAUCCAUGUUUGCUGGAGCAGCAGUCAUGUUUGCUGCUGUUUACAUCAUCACAGCUCCAAGCAUGGAAAUAAAGAGCACACAAACCUCCUGCA